AUGAACAAUUUAGGUAAACGUAAUAAAUCGAUGGAACAUCGUAUCAGGUUCACCACUAAGAAAACUGCGACUGUUCUACCGCCUUUGGAACUUCCGUUUCCACCAACAAUUGACCCACAACAAUUAGUUUCAAAAAUAUCAACAAAGAAAAUCUUAGCAAGAUUUCCAAACGCUUUCAUAAUCUACCGCAACCAAUAUGUUCAAUUCCUUAAGAGUAAAGGAAUUCAUCUUUCAAUGACGGAUCUGUCGCCGAUGAUUUCUCAUUCUUGGAAACAAGAAAAUGAGCAUGUUAAAGACGCGUACACGAGAUUAUCUCUCCAAGCAGAGAAAUUUGUCAUUGACAGAGACUACAGUCAUUUUAAUCAACAUGAAAUUGACUAUGCCCUUUCAACUCCACAGCAAACUCAAUUCUAUUCCGAAGCACCAAUCUUAGCACGUCCAAUUGCACAAAGAAAAAUUCCUCCAAUUUACUCCUCCACCAACAUCGAAAACACUAAUGAUCUUCUCAAUUCUGCCCUUGUUUGCUCUGCUUCAACUUCACCUACCAUGGAAUUUGAUGACUUUUUCAAAACCACAUCAUCACCUGAAUCCAAUAACAUUCAUGAUCUCAAUUCCAUCUCGUCGGUUAAUGACAACAAAUUUAUUCCUGAUUGUGCUAAUAUUUGGCAAAGAAAUGACACAAAGAUUCCUGGAUUUGCUCAAUUAGUCCAAGAAAAUUGUGCAUAUGAUCCUUUCGACUUUUUAUGGGAACCCAGAAAAUCCACCAGUCAUCAUCACCACCACCAACAUCAUUCAACCUCUACUGAUAGCAGUUCACCUUCAUUUGAUGUUGAUGAUAGCACAUUAGAAUUCCACCACUAUCAUAUGAAUUUCUUUGAUUCUUUAAAUUCCACAAAUUCUUCGCCAAAUGAAAAUUAUCAUAGUGAUACAUCAUUUUUGGAUUUCUCACCAAUCGUUUCGUCUUAA
Ambispora gerdemannii is the source of this 966-nucleotide messenger RNA. The record is from the annotation of a GenBank genome assembly. Lineage: Eukaryota; Fungi; Glomeromycota; Glomeromycetes; Archaeosporales; Ambisporaceae.